Nannizzia gypsea CBS 118893 is the source of this 558-nucleotide messenger RNA. RefSeq lists its product as hypothetical. The coding region runs from base 1 to 558 and encodes 185 amino acids. Lineage: Eukaryota; Fungi; Ascomycota; Eurotiomycetes; Onygenales; Arthrodermataceae. The record is from RefSeq and is a predicted model, not a curated record. The transcript is spliced from 3 exons.
AUGGACAAGUUGGUUGAUGCGGUGACGGCGAGCUUCAUAGAAACUAUUAGAUGGUCAGUAAGGGCCAUCCAGCGAGAUGCAGUAGCAGCAGCAGCGAGAACAGGUUCCAGUCAGACAGAUAUACUGGCAAGCAACAGAUCAACCGGAGAGGGAAGAUCCGCGUGUCUCUUCAAGGGCGACUCAGAGAAGGUAAAGAAGAAAGAGAUUUGUGUCAUCACGGAACCAGCAGACGCCGAUCUCACUCACCUCGACAUGACCAUCGACCAUCCUCAUCGUCGUCCCCAACUUCGUCCUCGUCGUCGUCGUCUUUCGUUGUUGUUGUUGAUGAAGAAAAGAAAAGAAAAUUUUCUGCUUUUUAAGCGAAGGAAAAAGAAGCGUCCCACUUUUGAAGUCGAGGAAGAAGAAGAAGAAGAAGAAGAAGAAGAAAGACGAAGACGACAAGACGACGACGAAGCGACGACGAAAGACGCAGCCGAGCGAGAAGAAGAGACGACGAAGAAGAGACGACGAGACGACGAGAGCCACGGGCUGACCUACUCGGCGCUGCUCUCGACCUGA